Drosophila albomicans is the source of this 4878-nucleotide messenger RNA. It is a transcript of the gene Ice1, whose product is annotated as little elongation complex subunit 1. Lineage: Eukaryota; Metazoa; Arthropoda; Insecta; Diptera; Drosophilidae. The transcript is spliced from 2 exons. The record is from RefSeq and is a predicted model, not a curated record. The coding region runs from base 286 to 4629 and encodes 1447 amino acids.
GUCAUUUACAUUUGGUCACACUCUUUUGUCAUUCACUAGAAAUGUAAUUUCUGCCGGUGUUAAAACGCGGAUCGUGUUUUAUUUAUUUUGCAAUCGUUUUUUAUAAAAUUUGGUUGCGUUUUUUUUAUGUUUGAAGACGAUGAUAAAGUUAUUAUAAUGCAUGUUGACUGUGUAAACAUAAAUGCGUUUGUCACCUAAGCCGCAACCGUAGUCGCAUUCGAUGCAAACGUUUGCCGCUCUCAACAAACCAAACACGUGAAGCAUAAAUACAAAACCAAAAUUGCGAUGCCUGAAAACUUGGAUCUCUGUGACAUUGAUUUUUUGCUCGGUUCUCCACCAUGUCAAAUGCAAAAUGAAGCCACUUUUGAUCUACAUGUGCCAGGCAACCGCAAAUCCAGCAAGAAACGUUCUCUGCUCGCUGAACGCAUUGCGGACAGCGAUGAGUUAGUGCGUCAAUUGAAGCAGCUGCAGGGCAACCAGCAGCAGUUGAAUGAUCUGCGACGCUCCGCUGGCGAGGUAACCGAACUCUAUCAGCAUGAGAAACAGCAGCGGGAGGAGCUCGAGCGACGUCUAACUGAACGGAAUCAACGUUGUUGCGAACUAGAGAAGCAGCUGGAUGUGCAGCAAUUGAACAGCGAGAAUCUGCAAGAACAGCUCAAAGUCCGCGCAUUGCCAGUCGAUGCCAAGGACAUGGUCACCAUAUUCAUGCAACUAACACAGCGCGUGGGUGGCGAAGAUUCGCCAGCCAGCGGUUUAUUGCGGCGUGAACACAAUUUGAUGCGAAAACUGAAGGAGUACUGCAAGACAUGUAAGAUUGUAAUACCUCCAGCUCCAGCGAUUAAAAGUCCACCAGCCAAGCGAAGCAAGGCCACAUGUGGAACUGCAAUUGCAACGCAAACAACACAAACAACACAAACAAAUGAGCUGCCCAGCAAGAAACCAGAAAUGUGUUCGAUUGCGGUGCAAAGCGAGAACGUAGCAGUUGCCACACGCAAUCAGGGCACGCAGCACAAGUAUAUGACCACAACGCGAGGCACAACUACAGCAUCUUUUAUCAAAAAACACGAUGUGGGCACCUGUUUUCCAGAGCCCAAAGCUCCACUAUCUGUGCAACAGAUUUUAAGCGAUAUGCUCACGUGGAGCAGUUCAAGUCAAAGGCCUCUAAGUCCCAUUGGUGAUCUGCUGCCAGAACCGGAUGUGGUAUCAACGACUAGUCUGGGCACCUGCACUGACUUGUGCAACGUGCUGCGUGAGAUUGAUUAUCUGCCUGCAGUACCAGCAGAUUUGAAACGUUCGACUUCGCGGCCACCCUCACGCGCCAGCGUAAAAGAUGAGUUGCCGACCACGCCCACACUGGGGGCCUAUGGUCAUCAUAUGGCCAAGGAGCUGCUCAACAUACUGCCGCACAAUCAAAGCGUGUUGACUGAUUUGCCGCCGCAUGUUUUCAACGAAAUCUGGCAAGUUAUGGGCCAAAUGGUGCUCGUUGUCUUACAGCGCCGCUCCACAAACGCUGCACCAGCGACACCAACACCAACACCUGUACCUACUCCGCCUCCCACCAUCAGUCAGGCUGACUUUAGCAGCUGGUUCGAUGCCCUGCACGAGAGUUCCUUGAACCUGGCGAUGUCCAGCAAUAAAGAUCAUGCUGAGAUUGAUGUGCCAGCGGAGGAAGAAACAGUUGGUGGCAUGGAUAUAGGCACUGAUCCUAUAAUAAUGCCACCUCCCAACGAAUUAACGCCCAUUAAGCUGCCUGUGAGACCCAAAUUUCGCAUGAAAUCACGCAUAAAACCAAAGCCAAAGAAGAAAAAACGUCGUGUCGUUAUAAAAACAAAAUCCUCGGCGAAAAAACAACAAAGCGAAAACGAUUGUAAAACUGUCGACACAGCAGAUUCUGCAGUUUAUUUCCUUAGCAAUUUAAAUGUGUUUAAAAGCUCCAACUGUGAUAUUUUGGACAUUCAGCUUGACCCAGAGGAACAGCGCUUACUUGAAAUGACUUCUGCAACAGAGGCCUUUAAACAAACUGUUGAUUGUCAAGAAGAAACUCCCCAGCGGGUCUUUUCAUCAACAUCCGGCCAAAGUCAAAUUAAUGAGAACUCGGCUGAUAAAGAAAACAUUCUCCAGAAACCAAAGAAUUCUCUUCAAAGCACUUCUAUUGUUCCAGAAAUACAAGCUGAUAAUCGACAGUUUUCGAUACUUGAAUUUACACAAGACCGUCCACAGAGCAUGCAUACAAUUUCAUCAUGCCAAAAUGAAACCCAACCAACUCUUGAUGAAGUAGACACAGCACCAUCUCACCUGCUUAAAGAUACAGGAAGUUUCUUACAGAGCAGCAUUCAAACUUCAGCCCACAACAAUCAAAAGGAGUCAACAGCUGCGAAUGAGAAGGAAUCUUAUGAUGGGAAAACACUAGAUAAAGAAGUUCCUACAGAAAAGCUAUCUUUAACUUUUUGCCAACCUAAACAACUUACAAAAUCAUUAGUUGAGAUUAAAGAGGAUUCAGUAAAUAAACAUUGGAUGCCACAAAAUACAGUUAUAAUAUCACCUCAUCGAGAGAAAGAGGAAUCUACAUUAAACGAGGAUAAGACUUCAAAAGAUGAGGAAUCUUCGACAGAAGAUCAUUCGCAAUGCGUGCUUUCAGCUUCAACAUACAAUACUCGAGUACGUUCACUAUUUGGCAGUGAUGACGAUUCAGAUAAUGAACAAUUUGAGGAAGAUUCCUCAUCAUUUACAUCCAAGUGUUUCCAGGACUCGAACCAAAGUGAGUCGUCACGGGAGGACUGGGAUGAUGAACAGCCAGCAGUUUGUCCAGAAGAAAAGAAUACACUUUCAUCUACACUUAAAGAAGCUGUAAACAAUUCAUUAACUGAGUCGGAUGUUGAACAGCCGAAACUUUUGGCUCAUUCUGAAGAUUUGCAACAAUGCUCACCUCCAUCUUUCAACUACAAAAAUCAACAGAUGUCCUCAUUUGAUGCACAUCCAAACUCUCCUUUAUUACAUUAUAAUGCAGAAAUGCAUGUAAACUUCUCGGAUGUGGAAAGCAUCGGAUCUGGCUGUGAUUUAGUCAUUGAUGAUGGUAAUCUGCCGGAUGGGGAUACAGACUGUCAAAGUGACGAGCCGAUUCAACCGGUUCCUGUAGGUAAUCGUAAGCGAAAGGCAAGUUCAUCCAGCAGACUAGAGUAUCAACCAGUUGAAAAGCGACUAACACGUUCCCAAGCUAAGCAGUUACUCGUAGAAAGUGCAAAUGUGGACAACAGCAAUCCGCAGCCAAGCGAUACUACAUUCUCUUCACCCAUGUCACCUGUUGCGGCUACCGACUGCGAAGGAAGUGACUUAGCACCCAUCGAAAUUCCACUGCAGUCACCUGGAGAGGAGCUCAAUGCUAGAGAACCGAAGGCACUGCUCAGCUACGUUGUCAACGAAGUCAAAGCCAUUGCCAAGCAAUGUGGUAAACGGCCGCAGCAGCAGCAGAGUGUAGAGCAAUUAAAGCUGAAAGUGGUCGAUUACAUGAUAAACUUCAAGGAGUUGGAGACUUCGUGCUUUGAGAGUCUCAAUCGAGAUGAAAGUGUCGCUUGUGAUGUCAUAAUUAAUGCAUAUGGAACAGAUGAGGCUAAGAUAGAAGAUGUCAAUGCUCUGGAGCGUCUAAUGUUGGUUGUUCGAAGAAUUCAGUUGCAGAACAAUUCUCUAAUACCCCGUUUGAUGAGCAUGUUGGAGCAACGCUUAUUCACACUAAAGGAGCGACUAAACACACAAAUGUCACACAAAUAUCUGCGAUUGCAUUUGCAGUUGAUUGCCAUGCAAAAGAGUCUCAUGGUGCCUGGCCAAAGUUUUGUGAAUCCAGCACGUUUGCUGCUGGCCAAAAUACUGUAUCACUACAAGAAUGACAUGACAUUACUGGUCCUCGAGGUGCUCAACCACUUUCCAACGGUGCUGCCAUAUCGCGAGGAACGUGGCUACAAUCAUGCCGAUCCACUAAUUACGGUCAUCAAGCAUUUGCUAAUGGGUCACAAGUACGAGGUGCAAGAUGCGGAAGGCGCUGAUCGUGCAUUGAUCUCCAAACUGCGAUUCCAAUACCACUUUCAGCCCUUUGAGCCCACCAAGCAGCAGGUGAUUGAGAAUCUGGUAGAGAAACUAAAAGCCGGUCGACUAGAUCAAUUGUGCUACGCCUUUGCACUAUUCUGUCGACGCGCAACUCCGACGCAAGUCCUCAAAGGCGUGCUGGAGGCACAUCUGCUGCCGCUGGCUAACAGCUACUGUGAUUUGUGCAUGCAGAGCGAGGAGUAUGAUGCACGCAUGGAGGCUCUGCUGCAAAGCAUAUCGAUGAUUGUGAAGCAAAUGCCGCUAGGCCAACAAAUCGAUAUCAUCAACUACAUUGCGCUCUUCAAGCGCAUUCUUGUGGCAGUGCCACGUCCUAGGGUCCAACAGGCUGCUGUCCAGGCCAUAUUGCGUACUCAACGAUUUGGUUAUGGCUUUGCGUUGGAUGCGCUGCAGAGCUACAGACCCAACUAUCAACUCUCUCCUAUGACGCGAGCCAUGAUGCGCAGCUAUGCGGAGCGUCGUCGACAGUAUCAGCUGCACAAGAAGGCGCCGUUUUGUCAGAAGGAUGCAAAUGGAAACCAAUCAGUUCGUUAAAUUUCUUCUUUUUUAUGAAUUGUAACUAUUUAUUUGUGUGAAUGUAUAUAUAUUUAUAUAUAUUAUAUGAAUUAAACUAAAUGCUAACUGCAAUAGAUAUUUUUACAACUUUAAGCUUACAAACUAAAAUUAAUUUGAUUAAAAAAAGGAAUACACAUUGCAUGUAGAAAUGAUUGCACAUUAAAAAUGGAAAUGGAAAGCGUUCAAAGUCAUGUUGUGUGUCAAUCAAGCAACAGAAUUUAAGCAUAA